AACCAAGGACAGCUGUAAAUUCUCUCUCUCGACCGUUUUCGCCCCUCCGAUGCGGUUCGACGCAGCUGCAGCGUGUUUUCCAAACGCUCUGUCGAAGAUUUAUCAACAGUCGCCACGGCCUUCUCGAACAUCUUUGAAACCCAAGUCCCCGUCCAGCUUCGCGGCUAGAACUCGGGGAUGUCUGCUGAAAGAGUCCUCGAACGCAGAAAGAUUCUGCUGUCAUGUCUCUCCGUGUACGCAAUAUCCAUGUUAGCGGUGGGAUGCACAGACGGAGCUAUGCUGCGAUUCGGCAUAUUGUUCCCGAAAGUUUUCUGUGACGAUUACACGAGAUGCGACAAUGAAAGUCUUUGUUUGAAUCAUCUCAAUCUCACGACCGGAUGCUACGAAAAAUUAUGUGUACCCCAAGAAAACUUGACCAGACUGUCAUGUGAAACACUGAACUGCCAACAGGAUUUCGAGUGCAAACCGUGUACUGCCCGAAGCGCGGACUGCGACGGGCUUGGCUACGAGUGUGUUCCGGAGAGACAUCAAAGCUGUUUAACUCUGAGAUGUGAGGAUGACUACGAAUGCGUGCAACAGAGGCCGAUUCCGGGACGGGGUCCAGCCUGUCGCGCAAACUUAGCCGUUGAUACGCACAUUUGUAAAAAAAGGGAAUAUCGCGAAUAUCCUAGAACAAGCCCCUCUCCAAUAGUAGCCCGUCCCCAACAGAAGCCGUCCUCGAAUAGUCACCUGUCUCCGUUGGGAUCCCCCCUGGGGCGAUUUUAAUCGAAACACCGAGGGGCUCUGCUGCAGAAUGGGUCUCAAGUUCCUUAAGUCACAAGGUUUCCAGCUUCUUCAACUCUCUUCAUCUUCAUCACCGUCAUCGCGCUACUGCGCCUCCAAUCACCGGGGGGCACUCUCUAAUUGGAGCUCCCCUGUUGGGGGGUCCGAUUAAAUGGAAGCCCAUCACUAAUAGAAGCCUUCAUGGGGCGGGCUUUGAAAUUAUAGGAGCCCGGGCCUGUACUGGAAUAUCUAGGGUAUUUGAUCUCGUUACGAUUGGCUCGGGUGCCUCGAUUCCGAACCAGGCUCCAUGCUUCGGGAAGUUUUCUCGUAAAUGUUGGCACCAUAUGUGUUGCUUCAUAAGAUUCAUGAGGGUCACGGAGAACCAACUGUUACCUAUAUCGCAGCAAUAAAUAACCCGCUUGGAGGUGAUUCUUUAUUGAUUCGUCACGCAGGACUACAUU
Galendromus occidentalis (western predatory mite) is the source of this 1223-nucleotide messenger RNA. RefSeq lists its product as uncharacterized. The transcript is spliced from 6 exons. The coding region runs from base 178 to 765 and encodes 195 amino acids. The record is from RefSeq and is a predicted model, not a curated record. NCBI's taxonomy places the organism in Eukaryota, Metazoa, Arthropoda, Arachnida, Mesostigmata, Phytoseiidae.